UUUUAUUUGCUAUAACAUCUGGCCACACUGUCUUUGAUUAAUCAACAUCGGGAGAUUAGUUUACGCAGAAAAAACAAUAAUAAUUGCCGUUCUCGCUGGUUGAAAAAGUUUCAAAAUGAUACCCAAAAAGACGACGGUUAAGGAUUCACACAUUGUGAAGAUAGCGGUGGAGCGAGAGAACCAUAUGGCGCAGUUGAUAAACCUGGAUCAAAGGCAUCCCCUGGCAAGCAAAAUCCAGGACAUAUGCAAUGGUUGGGCCAUCAGUGAUCACCAGAACUACGCCCUUCAGUUCUGCGAGUCCAACAAUCAAAAGUAUGUGACCGAAAAGAACCGGAAUGAGAUCAAGAACGGCUCCGUACUGCGGCUGCAGUACUCACCGUCGAAAACGGCCAGCGAUGCCAUGGAGGUCCUGCUCAACGGAAAUCCCCAGGAGAAGGCGCAGCGCCUCAAGGAACUGACCUCGCUGAGCACCGAUCACACCUUCGCCCUGGAGUUCAUCAAGGAGAAGGGUCUCGACACGCUCAUCAAGAUGAUCGAGGAUGGCGGACAGACAAACGAGGACAUUCUCAAGUACAGCCUGGCCAGCUUCGUGGAGCUGAUGGAGCACGGCACGGUGUCCUGGGAAGUGCCGGAAAACUCGUUCGUGGCUCGCAACAUCGAGAUUGUGAGGAACUUCCAGAAGUAUCCCACGAACUGCGGUGAGAGCGCCCUGUCCAACCUGGAGAACAUUGUGAUGUGCAGCAAUAAGCACGUCCUGGUUGCCGAGGACAUCAAGUUGCAGGACAUUUUGCGACUUCUGCAGGAGGUGAACUCUCCAGUGAUGCGCCAGAAUGCCAUCGCCCUGCUAAACGCCCUGUUUGUCAAAGCGGACGAAGCCCGCCGAAGGACCAUCGCACACACCAUCAGCGCCAAGCAGUUCCGCCUGGCCCUCAUUGGCAACGGUCUGGGCACCGAGAUGACCCACCAGCUGUAUGUGCUGCAAACUCUGACCCUCGGCCUGCUGGAGAAGCGGAUGCGCAUGAAGAUGAAUGCCCAGGACCAGGAUGCCCAUGAGAAGAUCAAGGAGCUGCGUCGGAUCGCCUUCGACGAUCAUACCAACGCUUUGAACCAGAAUGACGAUCACAUCCGACGUGGUGGUGGAUCCGGAGCUGGCAACGUGAACUUCUCGCAGUACUACAAAAAGCUGGGAUUCAAAUGCGACAUCAAUCCUGCCCAGGAUUUCAUUGAGACACCACCGGGCAUAUUGGCGUUGGAUUGCAUGGUGUACUUUGCCCGCAACUACACUCAGCAGUAUGCAAAGAUUGUGCGUGAGAACUCGUGCCGUGCGGACGAGCACGAGUGUCCGUUCGGACGCACCUCCAUCGAGCUGGUCAAAGUGCUGUGCGACAUCCUGCGCAUUGGCGAGCCGCCAGCAGAGCAAUCCGGCGACUUCCAACCCAUGUUCUUCACCCAUGACUCGCCGUUUGAGGAAUUCUUCUGCAUCUGUGUGAUUACGCUGAAUCGCACAUGGAAGGAUAUGCGGGCCACUGCCGAGGACUUCACCACCACCUUUAGCGUGGUGCGGGAGCAGAUCCAGCGCACUCUCAAGCUCAGGCCCGAGAACUUGGAGGAUUUUCGCAACAAGAUCGCCUUGCUAACCUAUCAGCAGAUCACAACGCUGCGUCAGCAGGAGCGCACGUCAAAGGAGGAAUGCGAUUCCACUGCCUCGGCGAUUGUAAAGCUUAAAGAGAAGAUAUCGCCGCAUAUACUGGAACUCAUCAAACAGCAGCGGCUUUCGUUUUUGGUUGAAGGCACACGUUUCGCAAAAUAUUUGCGAGGAACCAGAACUAAGGAUAAGUUCUGGUACGCCCGCCUCUCGCCCAACCACAAGGUCAUUCAUUACGGCGAUUGCGAUGAGAAGAACAUACCCACCAUGGAGGAGCUGCCCAAGAAGCUGCCCAUCAGUGAGAUUAAGCAGUUGCUGGAGGGCAAGGAAUGUCCGCACAUGAAAGAAACUCGCAUUAGGAAGUCCGCCGUAAAUCUGGCAUUUUCCAUUACGUUCGAGAAUAUGGAGCACUCCACGUUGGAUUUUGUGGCGCCUGACGAGAGCAUAUUCAACUACUGGACGGACGGGAUUAAUGCCCUGCUCUGCCAGCCGAUGGUGAGCAAGCAAAAGAACGAGGACUUCGACACCCUGCUGUCCAUGGAGAUUAAGCUGCGCCUGCUGGACACCGAGGGUGUGGACAUCAGCAAGGACCCACCGCCCAUUCCCGAGGACCCGGAAAACUACGACUUUUGCUUCGAGAGCUAAGCAUACUGCACACACUAACCAUACAAAAUAUCGAUUCAUUCUAGACUCCCAUCACCCAAGAUACAUGCCAAAGUGUACCCACUACAUAUAUAUAUUCUCCGAUCUGAUCUUCUGCUAGUAUUACUUGUGCAAUUCCCCGAACACAAAAUGAACAAACUGGUGCGGGCACUCGCGAGUGGCUUGCCCCUGCCUAGCCAUUUAGUGAACUUUUACACCAUUUAUUAUUAUAGUAGGUAUAUAAUAUAUAGAGAUCAUUAAAUAACACAUUUUAUACAUAACAAUUUUGUACAAAAACUAA
Messenger RNA from Drosophila gunungcola (fruit fly), 2588 nucleotides. It is a transcript of the gene Ced-12, whose product is annotated as engulfment and cell motility protein 1. The record is from RefSeq and is a predicted model, not a curated record. Bases 116 to 2290 code for a protein of 724 amino acids. Gene Ontology annotation, cellular component: plasma membrane. The transcript is spliced from 4 exons. NCBI's taxonomy places the organism in Eukaryota, Metazoa, Arthropoda, Insecta, Diptera, Drosophilidae. Gene Ontology annotation, biological process: cell motility; actin filament organization.